CGUCCUGCGCUGCGGCUGGGAGUUGUAGGAGCGCUCUGGGUGUUUCGUCGGGUUUGGGGGGGACCUUUUUGGUGGCCGUCUGGGUUGCGUUCGGGUCUUGCGGCGAUGAAGGUAGCCACCGCUCCAGCCCCUGCCGUGUCCCCCGGCCCGAGCUGUGCUCUCAAGGGCGUCCGCCUGGGCUCUGGGGGCGCGGGCGAGCCGGCGUCGCGGUGCCUGUCGGAGCAGAGCGUUUCGCUGUCCCGGGCAGGCAGCCCGCCCCCUCGGGGCUUGCCCCUGUGCCCGCAGCAAGCGGCCGCCGCCGCCUCGCUGCUCAUGGACAUGAAGGGCUGCUACUCGCGGCUGGCGGCGCUGGUGCCCACCCUACCGCGCCACCGACGGGUCUCCAAGGUGGAAAUCCUCCAGCACGUCAUCGACUACAUCUGGGACCUGCAGCUGGAGCUCCAGCACCCACUGGGCGCCGGGCCGCCCCCGCCGCGGGGCGCAGAGGAGCCGGUCGGAGCCGUGCCCGAGGCUGCUUGUGUUAACCCUGAUGACCGCAUCCUGUGUCGCUGAGGGUCUGUUUGGGAAGAUCCUUGGAAGGAAGAAACUGCUCCUCCAACGGCAGGGGAAGGGGUGCCUGGCUGCCCCCUAUUUCUGCAGGACUCGUGUCUGGAGAACUACUAUGAACAUUCUACUGAAGGCAAAGGGCAGAGAGGAACAUCAGCUGCCUCUGCCUGGGGUUGAAAGGGUGGGGUGUGUGGGGUUUUGGUACCCAGGAAGAGGAACCAAUAGCAGGAAACGAGAACUGAACUCCUUAGUGACACCCUCUUCGUGGUUUAAAGCUUACAGACUGUACUGUAACAGGGCAGUGCUUGGUUUUUUUGUUUAAAAAAAAAAAAGCAGAAUGUUAACCCUCCAAAUACUUCUCAGAUUUCUGAGAAUAAUCCUUGUAUUGUAUAUUACAAUGAAAUAUUUUCUGGGAAUAUUGUUCUACAAUAGUUCAAGUUUUGUUGUUAAAUAAAUGCAUAUUGCUGCAAA
Molecule: messenger RNA, 1017 nt
Organism: Hemicordylus capensis (graceful crag lizard)
Lineage: Eukaryota; Metazoa; Chordata; Lepidosauria; Squamata; Cordylidae
Gene: ID1
Product: inhibitor of DNA binding 1
Exons: 2
Coding region: 106-552 (148 amino acids)
Biological process (GO): cell differentiation; circadian regulation of gene expression; negative regulation of transcription by RNA polymerase II
Cellular component (GO): nucleus; cytoplasm
Molecular function (GO): protein dimerization activity; transcription regulator activity
Source: RefSeq, a predicted model, not a curated record